AUGUCUUUAUUCGCUGUGACGGUGUUUGUGAGUUUGUAUUGUGGAGUGCAGUCAGGUUGCAGUAGAUCAAACUGGUGGGGAAGUUUUGACAACCCUGGUCUGUCCAAGUGUAACGGCUACGGGGACUUCAUGUCCGGCGUGUUCCGGAACUCUCGCCCCGGCUGGGAUGAUGACCCCCUGUACUUGCUGGAAGAGGCUGAGUGCUGCAGCAGAGUUUGGCCCUGGUCAAGUUCCAAAACUCAGGUGGUCUACGCGGACUGGUGGUCGACGUUUGACCGGUCUAACACCUGGGCUACGUGUCCGAAUGGUUAUUUCCUUAACGGUCUGUACCGGAGUGAUCAAGGGAAAGGGAAGCUUCACAACAUCGAGGAAGGGCGAUGUUCAAAGCCGGCCGAUCACCCAACCUACUAUGGACACUGCUAUGAUCACGAUAUCAAGUACUGUUUUGAUGAGCAGAACAUCUGUAAGUGUAAUGACGGGUAUUACAUGGUAGGCUUGUACCGUGGAGACUGUGAUUGGCUGUACUGUCUGGAGACGUUACGCUGUUGUAAGACGGCGGCUGGUCCCGAAGAACUGGACGAGAUCUACAAGGUGAAGACCCGCAUCAUGAACACCAUCAUGGCGGACCUGGCCCUACUCGCUCAUUACAUGGGGUACGGCUGGUGCUCUGGGUGUAGAGCGGAGUAUGUUGGCGAGGACUUCCGGUUACAAGACACCACGUGGUAUGCUGAUAAAAGCGGAAGGUGCGAUGGGUACAAGAGCGAUCAGAGAUUAAACAUGGCGUUCGCUGAUUGGAGCUACGUCAUCAAAGAGAUACGAUACGGAACUCCUGUUAUUCAGGAGCUGACGCCGGAAACUCUGGACUCUGGAACAGUCUACAACAACGACCCGACCUCUGCCACCAAGACCAUCACCAGGACGGAGACCAGUGUCCGCAGCGUCACGCACACGACGUCCAACACCUUCAAGGACAGCCACGAGAUAGGUGUCGAGGUCAGCUACAAGCCCCCAUCAGCUACAGGCGGUGCGGGCAUCGCGGCCACUUAUAAAUUCAAAUACGAAUCAGAUAGUACCACAACCGACUCGACCAACAACCAGCAGACCAACACGUUUACUGUCAGCACCUCAAAAACUCUGGCACCCAACUCCGCAGCCAGAUGGAGCUUUGUCAUAACAAAGACCCGCCAGUCUGUCGCCUACACGGCCGUCAUUCUGGUCAGGUGUUCAGCGGAGUUGCUUGGAUUCCUGCGCUGGGGCGGCGGUGCCAGCAACCCCGACACCAACUACCACUACCAGUACCGAGGCAGCGGAGACCGUCCCACCUUCAACUACAAGUUUGGUGACGCGUCGCUUCCGUUUUACACAGCGAUCAAGCGUCAGAGUGACUCGAACGCCAGACCUUGGUUGUGGAGCGACAUGAUCAAUGCGCACCCGUCCGCAUCAAGCUUAAUCAGCGGACUAUCUGACGAGGGCGUGUACCAGUUUACGCUGAGCGGCAAGUUUGAUGACGUCAUCGGAAAAAACGCAGAUUUCCACUGGGACGCUGUUACCCUAGGAAAAAGGGAGGUCACUCUAGACGAGUCAACAAACUCAACAGACGACAACAUUUACCAGGAGUCCACGCACAUCGCCCGACCACUGCCCCAAGACAAGCCUCCAGUGGAACCUGAGCCACCCAAAGUGGACAUCGGAGUCCGGAACUCCACGAGAACUGAGCGAGUCAGACCUGGUGCCGUGUAGACGAGAUUCCUGAGCCCUGUGUUGUUUACCCGGACAACACAAGACGAAACAAUUGGACAUACACACAAAUAAAUUACU
Physella acuta is the source of this 1818-nucleotide messenger RNA. RefSeq lists its product as uncharacterized. Lineage: Eukaryota; Metazoa; Mollusca; Gastropoda; Physidae. The record is from RefSeq and is a predicted model, not a curated record.